Molecule: messenger RNA, 1767 nt
Organism: Oreochromis aureus
Lineage: Eukaryota; Metazoa; Chordata; Actinopteri; Cichliformes; Cichlidae
Product: sodium/potassium/calcium exchanger 5
Biological process (GO): intracellular calcium ion homeostasis; melanocyte differentiation; calcium ion transmembrane transport
Cellular component (GO): membrane
Molecular function (GO): calcium channel activity; calcium, potassium:sodium antiporter activity
Source: RefSeq, a predicted model, not a curated record
UGUAGUGUUAGAUGCAGCGCUCACAAGCAAUUUCAGUCCUUAGUACAUUUGUGCAAGCUUGUUAGAGUAAAGACACACAUGCGUCCUUGGACUAAUCGCUAAUUUUGUAUUUAUUUUUUGUUAUAUUUAAUUUUCAAAUGACUAUGGGUACUGCUGUAGCUGUGCAGAAAAAGAAGAGAAAAGAUUUUAUACCUUACUUUCUGGGAUUUGUAAUAUUUUUGUAUUGCACGGUCAGUCUCCUUUCAGUAACAGCAAAAACAGCACAGGGAAGUCACUCUGUCAGGGUGCGUCGGGCCGUGGAGAAUGAGACCGAAUGCAUCCCGCCACAGUCCUCCGAGUUUCCUGAAGGCUUCUUCACAGUGCAGGAGAGGAAGGAUGGAGGGCUCAUCAUUUAUUUUAUGCUUAUUUUCUACAUGCUUUUGGCUGUCGCUAUAGUCUGCGACGAUUACUUUCUGCCAUCAUUAGAAGUAAUCAGUGAACGUCUGGGAUUGUCACAGGACGUAGCAGGAGCCACAUUUAUGGCAGCUGGAAGUUCUGCACCUGAACUUGUCACAGCCUUCCUAGGUGUGUUUGUGACAAAAGGGGACAUUGGGGUCAGCACCAUUGUGGGAUCGGCUGUCUACAACCUGCUAGGAAUCUGUGGUGCCUGUGGACUUUUAGCCUCUAUGGCUGGGCGUCUCACCUGUUGGCCACUAUUCAGGGACUGCCUGGCAUAUGGGAUCAGUGUCGCUGCUGUCAUUGGCAUUAUUUCAGAUAACAAGGUUUACUGGUAUGAUGCUGCCUGUCUCCUGCUGGUCUAUGGCGUUUACAUUGUGGUUCUGUGCUUUGACCUUCGCAUCAGUGAGUUUGUCUUGAGGAAGCUGAGUCCUUGCUGCACGUGUCUGGGUUCAGGUUCUGGUGAAAAGAUUGAGACACAGCGUCUGCUGGGCUGGAAUGACGACACCAGCUUGCGAGUCCACAGUCGCUCCAGAACAGACAGUGGGAUCUUCCACGACGAGUCGGGAUACUCUCACCUGUCCCUCAGCCUACACGGACUCAAUGAGAUUCCUGAAGAGCAUAAAAGUGUCUUUGCCGUCCCGGAGAGCGACCUGAAAAGGAUUCUCUGGGUACUGUCCCUGCCUAUCAUCACUCUGCUUUUCCUCACCAUCCCUGACUGCAGGAGAAGGUUCUGGAAGCAGUGGUUCAUGAUCACUUUCCUCAUGUCAGCAGUCUGGAUCUCAGCUUUUACAUAUGUGCUGGUGUGGAUGGUCACUGUAGUCGGUGAGACCCUUGCUAUUCCUGAUACUAUUAUGGGACUUACUUUGCUUGCUGCUGGAACCAGUAUACCUGACACCGUGGCCAGUGUGAUGGUGGCCAGAGAAGGGAAAGCUGAUAUGGCCAUGUCCAACAUUGUGGGCUCUAACGUGUUUGACAUGCUGUGCCUGGGUUUGCCUUGGUUCAUCAAAACUGCCUUUGUGGACACAAACAACCCUGUAGAGGUCAACAGCACCGGACUGGUCUUCAUUUCCUCCACACUUCUCCUUUCAAUCGCCUUCCUUUUCGUAGCCGUGCACAUCAACGGAUGGAAGUUGGAUUGGAAGUUGGGAAUCGUUUCGCUCAUAUGCUACAUCCUCUUUGCCACUCUGUCCAUCCUUUAUGAGCUGGGAAUUAUUGGGAAUAAUCCCCUAAGACUGUGCAGCGACUGAGAUCUGACCUUCUCAGGACUAAAGCCAUAUUUUCUGAGACAAAACAAAAACGUUAAGCUUUUAAAAAUUUACAAAUAUCAAG